Molecule: messenger RNA, 3640 nt
Organism: Gigantopelta aegis
Lineage: Eukaryota; Metazoa; Mollusca; Gastropoda; Neomphalida; Peltospiridae
Product: neuronal acetylcholine receptor subunit alpha-7-like
Exons: 5
Coding region: 1-1275 (424 amino acids)
Biological process (GO): signal transduction; chemical synaptic transmission; regulation of membrane potential
Cellular component (GO): membrane; synapse; neuron projection
Molecular function (GO): neurotransmitter receptor activity; transmembrane signaling receptor activity; extracellular ligand-gated monoatomic ion channel activity
Source: RefSeq, a predicted model, not a curated record
AUGGUGAUGACGGCUAAUGUCAAUGACGUAGCUAGGCUACACACUCAUCUGUUCAGCAACUACAACAAGGUUAUCCCCCCUGUUUACAACCAGUCACACCCGGUGGCUGUUAAACUGUCCUUGUUUCUUCUCAUGAUCAUGGACUUGCAGUGGAACGACGAGUUUCUCCGGUGGAAUGUCAGCGAGUUCGGCGGAGUGGAGGACAUCGUCGUGGCGCAGGGCAUGGUGUGGCUUCCCGACAUCCUCGUGGAAAACACGGCACAAAACUUCGCCGAACAGGGCAACGCUGCUACUCUGAUCAGCAUUGAGCACACUGGUCGGUUACACUGGGAGCCGGGCAUACUGACCCGCACCAUCUGCGAGGUGAACAUCGGCAAGUACCCGUUCGACUACCAGAUGUGCGAGAUCAAGUUCCUUACGUGGAUGCACACGAACAAGACGCUGGAGGUGAUGCCGGGCUCGAAGAACGUCAGCCUGGAGGCGUGCAUCCAGAACGGAGAGUGGGACAUCAUCUCUGCUGAGUCGGAGUCCUACUUCUACCCGUCAACGUACCGGCCGGGCACGAAGCACACGGGCGUCACGUUCAAGAUCCACCUGCUGCGGAAGCGGACGUUCUACGUGCUGAACACCAUCGUGCCCGUCGUCAUGCUGUCCAUGCUCAACGUGCUCGUCUUCCUGCUGCCGGCGAGCUCGGGCGAGAAGAUGGCGCUCGCCGUCACCGUGCUGCUGUCUUUCACCGUCUACCUGAGCAUCAUCAGCGAGGUGAUGCCGAAAACCUCAGAGAGUAUCUCCAUACUGGCGGUGUACCUGACCGUGUUGUUGACGCUGAGUACCAUGUCGGUGCUGUCGUCUGGUAUCGUGAUGAACCUCAUCCACAAAGACCCGGACAAACCAAUUCCAAGAUGGCUGACUUGCGUGCUCUUCUGUCGUCUGCGCAAGCUGAAAAAGAGGCGUACGCUCGAGCUACAGCGAAUGAAGGAACAGUACUUCCAGCUCAGCGUCCGGAGAUACGAGAACGGCGACGCCAUGCGGCGAUUCUCGGACGAGUCGAGGACGCACACGGAAACCCGCUCACUGGUCGAGUCCAAGGUCGACAAGGACACUGGGGGGAUACAGGAUUUUUCUAAUUUGUUUGACGAUAAUGAAGCGGAAGUGACGUUAGAGGAUAUUUCGUGGAACGAGGUGGGGGCCGCCAUUGACAACGUCCUGUUUUGGAUUUUCUUGUUAUUGACCUUGACGUCGACGGCCACGGUGUUUACGAUGUUCUCAUUUUGAGUUUCCACACAUUAUUGUUUUUAGCUUGCUGAUUUAUUUCGAUACAACGUAAUGCUAGAGCAAUGGAAAGUGCCGUUCUCCUGAACGUAGUGGUCUCAAUCACCACGCUUUUAACAUAGCAAGUCGAUAGUGUCUACCAUCAGAAUCCUUUACCUGUUUCUAGGUAUGAAACGUCUUCACAGGUGAUGUUCUGAUAACAGUGUGCCUGGAUCGAGACUACGGCUUGUUCUGAAUGUACAUUUACACAGAAGGUCAUUGACCAUGGCGCCAAUAAAUAGGAGUGCGCUAACGAGUCUCUGUUUAGGUCCUGGUGGACAAGGCUCCUGACCUAACAUAACGAAAUUUGCUGUUUGCACAGACACUGUCCCGUAAUGUUUGCCCUCUUGUUCACUCACUUGUGAAAACAUAUGGUCAGUUUAAUAAGCACUGUUUGAUAUAUUGUAAAAACAAAUGUAAAUAUUUUAUAACGGUGUGUGAUACUGAGUGGUUGUGUAUGUAUAAUAUUCCUUGACCAUGUCUGUAUAUAGAUAAACAGCUAGAGCCUGCGGUGCAUUAACUGUCCAGCUAAAACGGAAAAACUGUUCUGGUGGACCACAUAGAGUACAUGUACGUGAAUGCUGGAUAUCGUUGGUCUAUUGCAUUUUGACUUUAGGAAGCAUGGGAUAACAGAAACAAUUGAAGUUAAACUAGAAUUAAUCUUGAAGCUGCUUCCUGGAUAAUAUUUGUAUUGUAAUUUAGGAUAGACCGUCAACAUUAAUUUUCUUACUGUUUAGCAUCAUUAUUCAUUGGCUAUACUUGCUGAUCUAGGUCACCAGGACAUGUAUUACUACUUUUUUAUCAUUUUAAUUCCAUCAGAAAGUGGGACAUUAUUUCAAAACUUUUGACAGAAAAGUGUUAAAUCACAGCGACGGAUAUACUCGUGUUGUUCCAAGGAAGGUGGCGAUCACUGUUAAAGGCGAUAGUACACGAAGCUGAAGUCGAGUUUGCAUACUGAAUUAUUUAACGAUGUUUUACUAAGAAUAGGGUCACGACGUGGUGGCAGCUUUUGAAAUGACGCUUGUAAAUUAUUACAUAAGGAAGUGUUCUAGAUCAAUAGAAAAAGAACAGAAAAUAUCUUGUUUACGCUCAGGCUGUUGCACUGAACACAAAUCGCAGCAUCAGCAUAGAGAGGAUUAUAGUCCAUUGGAAAACCUAUGAAUGACAAUAGAGUGUAGCAAUUUUCACGGAUUUGUGUUGUAUGAAUUAGUUAGUGAUUACUGUAUCGGUUAUUUUCAACACAACGUCUGAGAUGUAGAAAAUCAUAUUUUGUAAUAGAAAAUGCUAUACAUCUUCGACACUAGAUGUUUCAUGACACACGACGUGGCACACGCAUAUAAUACCCAUCCUUCAUAGGUGUAUAGAACAACACGCGAAUGCGUUUAAUAUGUAAUACAAGGUUAAGAUAUAUUUGGAAGUUUGUUUUUGUGUGUGGAUGUUUUGUUCCUAAUAUCAUUAACUUAUAUCAAUCCCUACCUCUUCUCUGUCUCUGUCUGUCACUCUUUUUCUCUGUGUUCAUCUAUAUAUAUAUAUAUCUAUCUAUCUUGUUUUGUUUUGUUUUCUCUCUCUCCCUCUCCCUCUAUCUAUCGUUCUCUAUAUCUAUUUCUCUCUAUAUGGUUCUCUCGAUAUCACCGCUCUGUCUCUGUCCCUUUCUGUGUCUCUCCGUCUGUCUCCCUGUCUCUCUCUGUGUUCUCUCUCUCUCUCUCUCUCUCUCUCUCUCUCUCUCUCUCUCUCUCUCUCUCUCUUGAGAACCAUUUCGAUAUAAAUGUGCCGAUUACUAUACGUCUUACAUUUUAAAACCUCGCUUUAUAAUUGGCCAAACGUCAUUCUAACUCUCUAACAACAUAGUAUUCGAUAUGUGUGUAAAAGUACUAUUACUGCAAUGUUUUUAAUAAAAUGUAUGUAUAGUCUUAAACACAUAUCAUCAUUUGCUGUUUUUGCCUUUCUCUGUAUAUCUGUUUAUGUACGUUUCAACCGUGCUUUUCACGUUGAACGUGAGACAAACCGUGUAUAGAAUAUAUAUUGAUCGAAACAAGAACCUGUGCAUUUUAGAAUGUCUCAUUUACAAAUAGCUAACUGAAGAGGGGACGUGGUAUGUAAUAUAUGUUACAGGAAAUACUUUUUAUCUUAUUGUUAUGAAUAUGCAAACUCAUAAUAUUCAAAGUUGUAACGGCUGACAAUAUCGAAUGUACAAGUAUGUAUAAAUACAUUGGUAAACAUUUUUGUCUUUGAAACGUACAUGCUUGAACCUAGAUUAUCAUAUGAAUUAAUUUAGUACUUGUUAAUAAAUAUUAUUUAUUGUUUAAAUAAAAUAUUUAAUAUUUUGAAA